Chiloscyllium plagiosum (whitespotted bambooshark) is the source of this 1931-nucleotide messenger RNA. NCBI's taxonomy places the organism in Eukaryota, Metazoa, Chordata, Chondrichthyes, Orectolobiformes, Hemiscylliidae. The record is from RefSeq and is a predicted model, not a curated record.
UCAGCCGGAACUGAAUUACCUCUUUCUGUUGUCCUCCCUGACCCCACAGGGUCAGAAGCAGGAAUUGGAGCAAUCGCUGGAGGCCGGAGGAUGGGCUCUACCUCCCGACUCUCAGCAGAACCUGAACCGCUUGCUCCAGCGGCUGGCUCAGUACCUCUCCCUGGAGGAGGAAAUCCUGGAGGACUUGGCGGGCGAGCUAGGCCGGAGGGGCUCCGCCGCCAGCAGGGGGCAGGAGAUGCUGGUGGCCGAGGUCCUGAUGCUGCGCCGGGAGUUGGACAAGCAGCGCGGGCUGGCGGCCUCCAUGCGGCAGGCCCUGGAAGGCCUCAUCGAGAGGGUCAGCGGCCUUGGCGAGGCUGUCACGGGCGUGGAGGUGCUGGCCGCACUCGGGGAGCUGGAGCAGAAGCUGGCCUUCGAACUGCAGCGCUCCGAGGUCUGGGAGAAGGUGUACGGGGCCAGCUCCUGGCAGGACGCCACUCCCUUAAACCCAGAGGAGAGCAACCCGGAGGCCAAGGGUGGGGAAGAGGCCCAAGACUCCACGAUGAGUAGGCCGCAGGAUGACGAGAAGGCCCGAGUCUCCACGAUGAGUAGGCCGCAGGAUGAAGAGCAGGCUCCAGACUCCACAAUGAGUAGGCCACAGGAUGAAGAGAGAACCCAAGACUCCAUGAUGAGUAGGCCGCAGGAUGAAGAGCAGGCCCAAGGCUCCACGAUGAGUAGGCCACAGGAUGAAGAGCAGGUCCAAGGCUCCACAAUGAAUAGGCCGCAGGAUGACGAGAAGGCCCAAGGCUCCACGAUGAGUAGGCCGCAGGAUGACGAGAAGGCCCAAGGCUCCAUGAUGAGUAGGCUGCAGGAUGACGAGAAGACCCAAGGCUCCACGAUGAGUAGGCCACAGGAUGACGAGAAGGCCCGAGGCUCCACAAUGAGUCGGCCACAGGCUGACGAGAAGACCCAAGGCUCCACGAUGAGUAGGCCACAGGAUGACGAGAAGGCCCAAGGCUCCACGAUGAGUAGGCCGGAGGCUGUGAGCAAAGAUGAGGAGAAGGCCCGAGUGAGCGGUCCACAGGCCGACGGUACACAAGGACCGCGUGGGCACCAGGGCCGGAGAGAGGAGGAGCACCCCGAGAGAUGGGACAGCUAUCGUCAACGGCCCGGGAAGGAGGGGAGACCCGACAAGCACAGGAGGCCGAAAUCGGGCGGAGUGGAAGACCGUGACCGUCUGCGCAAAGGCUUUUGGAGGGCGCAGGCCCAGAAGCAGCGGGCGGACUGCCUCGACCUGGUCGGCUGCGCCCGCAAGGACGGUGUCGAGGGGUUCGGGGUGGAGCUGGGACCCGUCGAAGCAGCCCAUUUCCGGGAGCUCCUCCGGGAGUACACGGAGAGGUGGAGGCUGGGAGAAGUCUGGUCCUCGGAGCUGCAGGACGUGGUGACCCCGUUUUUCAGGGACGGCCUCUUCAUCCACGACCAGCUGCGGUUCAGCACCUUCGUCGACCGCCUGGAGGAUUAUGUGGAGGAAAUCGCCGAGCGCCUCUUCGGGGAUGACGACGCCGUUGGGGACUUCGAAGAUCACGUCUACAGGGGCCUGCUGGGAGAGGCCGCCCUCCAACACGAACGCAGUAAGAAAGCCAAGCAGAAGAGCCACUAUGACAACCGAGGAGGUCGUAGGUCAGCGAAGCGUGGCCACCAAGAUGGCCGCCGAGCACGGGAGAAGAAAUGGCGACCAUCUUCGGGCGAGGGGAGAGAAGAGAAUAGAGGGCAUUUGGAGCCUUAACGGCACGAUUUGCGUGGGGGAUUUCCCCCCAUUUUUGGGGCGAGACAGCAGGGGGCCGGGUGGUGAAGAGUGUGGCCUUUGGUACAGACCAGACCCACACCUCCCUCCCUCUCUCCCCACAAAACUAUCUCUCUCUCCUUCUCCCAACCACACUCACCCUCCCUCCCUG